This is a messenger RNA of Halichondria panicea, 3541 nucleotides long. Its product is annotated as nucleotide-binding oligomerization domain-containing protein 2-like. The transcript is spliced from 3 exons. Gene Ontology annotation, molecular function: protein binding. The coding region runs from base 123 to 3104 and encodes 993 amino acids. NCBI's taxonomy places the organism in Eukaryota, Metazoa, Porifera, Demospongiae, Suberitida, Halichondriidae. Gene Ontology annotation, cellular component: cytoplasm. The record is from RefSeq and is a predicted model, not a curated record.
UCUAUGCGGUAGCAACGGCCAGUAUCUCAAAGAACUUAUAUCAGUUAUCUUAAUCAAACUUAUGUGGUCUUAUAAUACAAGUAGACCUAGUUUACCUCAGCAAUUGCAAAAAAAAACUGGCAAUGGCUACUCAGGACAAGUUAGAGAGUGUCUCAGAAGUAUUCAAAGAAGAGCUGGUACACACUAAAUGUGCAACCAUCAACACAACACCUGUUGCGACUGCAGCUCAGUUGAACCAAGAGUGCUCGAAUGAAGCUCUUCGCCUGUUGUCUACCAAAAUUGUUGGAUACAACAAAUACAAGCACAAGCUGGGCCUAAGUAGUGCUGACAUAGACGAAAUUGAUAAUGAUCCGAGAAGCUUUUACAGUACCCAUAGCAAAUUUCACGCUGCUCUACUGAAGUGGAAGAGUAAAAGUAUUGAUUUAGAUAAUCCAUCAAAUUCAACGGCUACUUACGGUCGAUUAGUAGACAUUGCUAAAGAGGACAAGGACGGAGAGGCAAUUAGAGAAAUUCACAAGGCUUGUGAUAAGCAUACAAGUAACAUUCCUACUGGCUCUCAACACUCCCUAACUGUGCUGACGGCCUCACCAAAAACAGCUAUCGGAAAAUACGCGGAUUACCUGAAAAAUGUGUACCUUCGAUCAAAGCUCCCUCACAAAGGAAAAUGGCCUCCUGCUCCCUGCAAGAAGAUCAUCAAGCUAGCUACCAUUGAAAUUGAAGAUGAUCGCUCACAUUUAGCAUUGUGUAAGCUAAAUAGAUCCGAGUCGAUUGAUGAGUACAUGCAAAACAAUAGCAUGAAUCACAUUUCAAUGGAGGAGCUUUUAAUUGAAAAAGACGACUCACUGCCGAAAGUCGUAAUUGUUCAAGGAGUCCCAGGAAUAGGCAAGUCAACUUUUGCAUGGAAGUUUUGUAGAAAGUGGGCCAAAGGGAAGAUCUAUCAGCAGUAUGAUCUGGUUGUUUUGUUGCGCAUGCGUGAUACAAGAGUGAGAGAAGCAACCAAACUCAGCAAUCUCUUCUUCUCAGAAGAUGCCGACUUUUCGAAUGAAGUAGCGAAAGCAGCCAUUUCUAAUAGUGGAAAAAGUACUCUCAUUUUAAUGGAAGGAAUAGACGAGCUUCCUGCUUCUUGUUUAGCUGAUGGUUGGCCUCUUUCUAACCUGCUUCAAGGUGAAUUCCUUCCCCUAGUUACCAUCAUAGUAACCAGUAGACCCUGGGCUGUGCAGACACUUGAGGAAAAAUGUGGGGUUCAGAUUUCUCGACAGGUGGAAAUCUUGGGCUUCACAAGAGAAGACAUCUUGAGGUACAUUUCACAUGCUUUCACUGAGGAGGAAAAGACAGAGUUCUUAGAGUACCUCCGCUCCCACCCUCAGCUGGAAUCCAUCAUGCACAUCCCACUGAAUGCCGCUUUUGUUGUUCAGAUCUACAAGCAAUUUCAUCGUUCUGAGCAAGCUAUCCCUAGCACGUUGACCCAGCUCUACACAGCUCUUGUUGAGGGUCUCUUGCUUCGCUAUAUCAAGUUAAAUCCCAAUAUCACGCAUUCCCACAUUGUCUAUCUUAGUAACUUGCCAGAACCAAUUAAAUCUUAUUUCCAUCAACUUUGCCUACUAUCUUUCAUGAGCUUCACUAAGCUGACUGUUCAAGUCACAUUCACCGAUUCAGAAGCAGCUUUGUACGAGUGUUUUGAUUUCCUGGGUCUCAUGCAGUCCUCAACUGAACUCUCCAUAAAUAGUGGCACCACUGUAUCCCACAGCUUCCUCCAUUUCACAAUCCAGGAGUUCCUAGCAGCUUACCAUCUCUCAAAACAGCCGUCCCAAAUGCAGGAGCUGUUUUUGGAAGUUCACAGCAAAGAUCCACAAUUUUCAAUGCUCAUUACAUUUCUGGUUGGAUUGAACAGCAGCGUUCUGCAUUGUAUUAAACUGCCUGAGUCAGAAUAUCAAGAUCUGUCCACAUUUCACUUGCACUUGUUGUAUGAAACACAAUCCCCUAAGGACGUAUGCAAGUUCUUAGGAAAUAUGACCGUUGUGGAAUAUUAUCCUGCCCUAACAAGUACAUCACUUGACCUACAUGCAUUAUCGUAUUGCCUUUGCUCCAGUGAGUGUUAUUGGUUUCUAAAAGUAAAUCUGCGAAACUUUACAUCACUCUUUCAAAACCCGGAUGAGUCGUACACGGGGCAGAUAAAAAGACUAGAAAUUAUUGAUGCUUCUCGGAGUAACCUUCAAUUGUUCUUUUCUCUUCCCAAGCGUCUCUUUUCAGACUUGUACAGACUUGUACUUAGAUGUUGUGAACCUGUUGAAUCUGUAGUUGGAGACAUCUUAAGUGACGGACGGUUAAUGAACUUGAAACAAUUUUCUUUUCAGAAUAAGACUCUUCAAGUGUCUUUUGAUUUGAGCUUGAUAAUUGAAAGUCUGUGUACGUCUCAUCCUAAUCUUGUUCACAUAGGAAUAGGAAGGACUGUCAUCUCAUCCUCUGAUAUGGCUGGAUUAUGCAAAUACACCAGUUUACGCUCUCCGUCUGGCUCACCUGAGCUUACAUUGUAUCUUAGACGAAACAUUGAAAUUGAGUCCCUUAAUUUGCUGAUUAGUACUGUUGCAUUUUCAAAGAUUCUUACUCAUUUGGAUAUUUCUCUCAACCAUCUCUCAGUAGAAGAAUUAGAAAUGCUUUCUGUUGCUCUUUCUGCAAAUUCAUGUUUGAAAACUUUAGGUAUGGAUAAUUGUUUAAUCGGUGGUGAAGGAGCUGAAUUGCUAUCCACUGGACUGGAGAAGAAUCGAACUCUCCUUGGAUUGGAUCUUCGCCGAAAUGUCAUCAAUGUGAAUGGAGCUGCUGCCCUGGCUUCAAUGCUUACUGUGAACACUUCAUUGAAAAUGCUUUACCUUUCACACAACGAACACAUUGGUCAUGUUGGAGCUCUAAGACUGAUUAGUGCACUACAAGAUGACAACAAGACUCUUGCAACACUUAGCCUCCCUGCAAAAUGUGAGCCAAUUGAAUACGGAUCGAUCUCGAUGAAUAAAAUACGAAAGAGUGGUCGCAUAGAAUUCAUAAAGGGUUUAGUUUUAAACACAAUAGCACACGAGUUCACAUCAUUAGACAUAUGGCCUUAUAAUUAGUCUUCAGCUAUAGUAAACUAAUGUGCUGCCUGAAAACUUUCUCAUCGUAUACGUAGUUAUAUGAUCUUUGUAUUAUAAUAUUGUUGUUACAAUGUACAGUAUUAUAGACAACUACCAUCUCAUGAUAACUUGUAAACUACGUCACGUACUAUCACAAUGAUGUGAGUUUCACUUUCGACAUGUAGCUAUAUGGGGUGAUUACUAGUCAGUUAGGUUUUGUAGAUACUUGAUGGUUGUCUUCAAGUCAAAGCCAGCUCCACAGAACUGAGGUGCAUUAUUUUGGGCUCUAUACUGGUUUAAAAAUUAAACUGCCGACUGUAUAGAAACAACGUACCAAGUGGUGAUAUGCAUGAUAACAAAACUUGGGAUGCAUGACAGCAUGCACUGAAUAAAUGCAUGCAUGCAGAGACUGAAUAUGGUGCAUGGGGUGGAUUGCU